Athalia rosae (coleseed sawfly) is the source of this 6454-nucleotide messenger RNA. RefSeq names its product histone-lysine N-methyltransferase NSD2 (gene NSD). Gene Ontology annotation, biological process: regulation of DNA-templated transcription. Bases 257 to 4258 code for a protein of 1333 amino acids. Gene Ontology annotation, cellular component: chromatin; nucleus. Gene Ontology annotation, molecular function: protein binding; histone H3K36 methyltransferase activity. Lineage: Eukaryota; Metazoa; Arthropoda; Insecta; Hymenoptera; Athaliidae. The transcript is spliced from 14 exons. The record is from RefSeq and is a predicted model, not a curated record.
CGCUGUCUAAUCGUUGUCGUCAAUAAUCAACCUUAAGUUUGCCAUAAAAAAUGAACGUUAAUUUAUAGAAGUAGAUUGUGGUAGAUGACUGUGGCAACGUUCUCCACAAGGAAUAACGCGCAUAAUAUAAAUCAUUCAUACAGUUUAUGUUGUGGAAGAGCGGCUCAACCGCCGACAUUCGGUCAUCGCAAUUAUUUCUACCACAGUGCUGUAUUGAUUCAUAAAUGCAAAAUGUUUCUAUAACACAAGGGGUAUUAUGAGCUCUUCGAACCUCGAGGAGCUUAGAGAGGCUCCACGAGCAGAUAUUGAAUGUACUGCAUUGACUGGGAUGAAAAAGGCAAUUAACGAUUCCCUUGACUCUCCGGUAUCCGCUGAGCCAGUAGUCAAUGGUUCUGCAAAUGCAUUAUCCGUUAUUUCAUCACCUGGAACAAGCCGAUAUGGAAGAACCAUUAAAUCCAAACUUCGUAGUAGUAUGCCAUUGACUUUUACCACACUGCCUUAUAAGUCAGAAAUAUUUACUCCAGAUAAUAGUGAAAAUGGAGGCAAUAUUACCAAGACUAAUGUCGGAGUUACAGAUUCUGUUGAUCAAAAUGUUGCUGUAGAAAAUGAUUCUGAUAGUAUUCAUGUUUCAAAAGAAUCAGACAGUCUGCACAACAUUGUAGAAUGCAGUUGGUCACUAGGACAAUUAGCCUGGGCUCGGAUAGGCACAUUUCCAUUUUGGCCAUGUGUCAUCAAUUCAGAACCUAUCACUAUGAUAUACCAUAAAUUAAUCAAUAAAGGAAGAGCACAAUACUUGAGUAUACACGUUCGUUAUUUCGGCGACAAAGGACGGCAUAAUUGGGUUGCCGCUAAUAAUUUGAUGCCUUUCACUGGCAUUGAAAAUUUUCGUAGUCUAGCAGAGUCUUUGUCUAAUGAACCGAAGAAAAAAGACCCUAGAUAUGCUGCUGCAUUUAUCAUUAAACCUAGUGCAAAAGCAAAGUGGGAUGAAGCGGUCAUGGAAGCUACGGAAGUGAUGUCAAUGUCUGACGAGGAAAGAGCUCAACUAUUUAUGCCGAAAAUUAAAGAACCCAAGUCUGUAACACCAAAAGUACCUCAAAGCGAUUCUAACGAAAAAUCUCGCAAAAGGAAACUAUCUUUGGAUCAUAAAAAAUCUUUGUCUAAAAAAAUUAAACAAGAAAAUGCUGAUUCCGAAGGUGAUACUGGGGAGAGGCUAGAAAAACCAAAAUCACGUAAACAGAAGCGUGAAAAUAAUGACAAUAAUGCAGAAGUGAGUUUGAAUGCCAAUACACCGCCAACACCACCCUCUAGUCAUAAAGAUUCAAGCGAUGAAGCCCCGUUGCCCAGAAAACCUAAAGCUAUAAAAAUAAAAGAUGGUGUAAAAAAAGGGUUUGAAAUUUAUUAUGAACGAAAUAGAGCUAGUAUAGAACACGAGCAACCAGAGGCAUCAGAGGAGGAAAUCAGAAAAUAUUUAAUUAAAAAUUGGGCUAACAUGAAUCAUGCUUCAAAAAGUACAUACUCUGUCCGAUUAAAGCAGAACAGUUCCCAGGCAGUCGAUAGUUCUUCAGAAGAUGAAGAAAACACGUCUUUAGAAGAAGAAAAAGUAUUUACUGUGAGUAAAAAGCUUAAGUCUAAUACCGACAAAAUUGACACAAGUGCAGCUGAAAAUCUUAAUGGAAAGAAGAAGAGGCCCUACAAUUUAUUCAAAGGUAUGAAACAAGAAAGAGUAUGUCAAAUCUGUGAAAAGACUGGUAAACUAACAAGAUGCCGAGGACCCUGUUAUUCAUACUUCCAUUUGCCGUGUGUAAAACCUGGGGAAUCAAGUCCAGAGCAUAGUAUGGAUGGAAACACAACAGAAGAUGAAUUUGUUGAUCAGUUUAAAGAGAUUAAUGCAACUUUGCCAGAAGAAGACGACAAUAAUCAAGAAGAGGAUGACAGUGACGAUAAGAUUGAAGGAGGCAAACUCGUUGUUGACGUUCUAGACAAAAAUGAUGAACCAGUGGAGCAAUCGGAGGAAGAAGCCUUCAAGUGUAUAGAUUGCCUAUCCGGAGUCGCACCAGCAUGUUUUAUAUGCAACGAAAGAGAGGGUGAUAGAAUCAGGUGCACAGUCCUUGCAUGUGGGAAACAUUAUCAUUCAGCAUGCCUGAAACCAUGGCCGCAGUCGCAUUGGCAGGGUGGACGAUUGUCUUGUCCGUAUCACGUGUGCCACACUUGUAGCUCAGAUAAUCCACGAGAUAGUCAUCGCUCAAGGGCCGCAAAUGAGAAACUGGUGAGAUGUGUACGAUGUCCGUCUUCAUACCAUCCCUCGAUUUCCUGCCUACCAGCUGGCUCUAGUAUUUUGACAGGCAGUCAAAUCGUUUGUCCAAAGCACCAUAAGACUCCUCAUCCCCCGCUAAAUGCUGCCUGGUGUUUUCUCUGUACCCGUGGUGGUAGUCUCAUCUGUUGCGACACAUGCCCAACUUCUUUCCAUCCAGAAUGCUUAGGAAUAGAUGCACCGGAUGGUGCCUUUAUUUGUGAAGACUGUGAAACAGGUCGUUUACCACUUUAUGGCGAGGUGACGUGGGUGAAAUUGGGGACUUAUAGAUGGUGGCCCUCAAUUAUAUGUUAUCCUCAUGAAAUUCCCCAUAAUGUAUUGAGCAUCCCUCACAAUCCAGGUGAAUUCUGUGUUAUGUUUCUUGGGACUAAGGAUUACUACUGGGUCCAUCGGGGACGAGCUUUUCUUUAUCAAGAUGGUGAUGCAAAUGCAAAAACUUCAACGGGUAAACGAAAUGUUGACGAAGCAUAUAGAAAAGCAUUGUCAGAAGCUCAAGAAAUGCAUCGACGGUUGAAAGCCGAAAGAGCUGCUGCUAAAGAUAAUGGUACUCAAAACCUCAAGCCUCCUCUAUACGUUAAACUAAAGGUAAAUAAACCUGUAGGAAACGUUAAACCUCUCGAAGUAGAGAGUAUAACUGCCUGUGACUGUGAUCCAGAUUGGGAUAAUCCUUGUGCCCCAGAGACAGAUUGCCUAAAUCGCAUUCUCUCUAUAGAAUGUAGUCCAGGAAUAUGCCCAGCAGGAGUAAAAUGUGGAAAUCAGGCAUUUGUGAGGCGCCAGUAUCCUGCUAUGGAACCUUUUCAUACUGCUGGAAGAGGGUGGGGGCUUAGAGCCCUAGAAAGUAUAAAGGCAGGCCGAUUCGUCGUAGAAUAUGUAGGAGAAGUUAUCGACGAGGCCGAGUACAAACGUAGGUUACAGCGCAAGAAAGAAUCAAAAGACGAAAAUUUUUACUUUCUCACGAUCGAUAAUUUCCGAAUGAUUGAUGCUGAGCCUAAGGGAAACCUCAGCCGGUUCAUGAAUCAUUCUUGUCAACCUAAUUGUGAGACUCAAAAAUGGACGGUGAAUGGUGAUACCAGAAUAGGUCUGUUUGCAUUACGCGACAUAGAUCCUAGUGAAGAACUAACUUUUAAUUAUAAUUUGGCUUGCGACGGAGAAACUAGAAAACCGUGCCUUUGCGGAGCACCUAAUUGUAGCGGAUUCAUUGGACUUAAGGUGCAAAAAUUAAUGCAACAGCUAAACAAUAUGCCUGCCAAGAAGACGGAAAAAAUCAAGAAGCAAAGACGAUCUGGUAAAGUACUUUCAUGCUGGAGAUGUGGACACGUGAUAACUGAUCUGAAUGAUUUACUCAAGUGUGAAAUGAAGGGUUGUUCCAAAGCAUAUCAUAAGUUUUGUGUAACAGUUAAAGAUAAUGUUCCAAGAUUCAAUUGCCCUUGGCAUUACUGCGGUAUUUGCGGUCGUUGGACCAAAUCACAUUGUUCAAUUUGCAGUAUAGCUUACUGUCGAGCACACGUUGAAGACAAAUUAACGGAAUAUGGCAAAAGAGGAGGUUUAAUUUGCCAAUCACAUAGUACAAUAGAUUUCGACAAUGAUUCUGAUAAUGACACUGAAACUGAAAAAGAAGAAUCUUCAAUUGGAUUCAGUAGCCCAAUUUUACCCGAAAAAGCGACACCUAGAGAAUCAUCUAGAGUUACUAUUAUCGAGGUACACGUCAGUAGCGAAGAGGGGGAAGAAUCGCAGAAAGAGGAUGAAGAUGAACAAAUUGAAAAUACAAAUCAGACGAUAGAUGGGGGAGACGAAAAGAAAAUAUCGAUAAAAAAUACCCAUGUGUCCAGACGAUUUUCACUUAGAAAACAACAACAGGAAGAAGCUGCGAGAACUAUCAAUGCACUGACGUCCAGUCAACUAGAAGCAAUAAUUGGAGGAAUUGUGGUAAAAGAUAAAAGUCUGUAGUAAAGUUUGAGUAAUUAUAUUGUAAAUUAAAACGUGGAGCGUUCACCUACUAGGAAUAUUCACAAUUAGUAAGGGAAGAUGCAUUUUAGUUUAAAUAUUGAAUCAAUAGUAAAAAUCAAAAAAUAAUGAAUACAAAGAAAGAAACAAACAAUGGAUAUACUUUUGAUGUUAGUCACCUAACUAUAUCAUAAGGUUAUAUUUACACCAGAUGUCGAUCUAGCAAUUAUUCGACACAUCUGUAAUUCAAAAAAAAUAUACAUACCUUUACGGAAAAGAAAAGCAGUAUGUAAUAAACUGAAUGGCCAUUGGUUGAAUUCGAGGUUGAAAUAGCUUUCAAAAAGCCAACAUAAUUUUAUUUCAUAGAAUAAGUAUUGGUGUAUCGAUAGGUCUUCUUAAUUACUCUACUUGAAUAACAGUGGGAUAUACCUAGUAUUCAAGGAAUCAAGGCAAGAAUAUUCAAUAAUCGUUUGGUGUGAAUAAAACUUAUAUCCAAAAUAGAUCUAUAAAUAAUACAGCUGGAUUAUCGCAUAGAUGAAAUCUGGCUUCUUCGAAAUUUGUUAUGUUUUCAAAGCUCUAGUAUAAUUGAUUAAAUAAAUUAAUAUUCCGAACGGAAUAUCACGUGGAGCAAUUGGAGGAAAAAGUAAUAGAAGAAAGUAUUUUAUAAGUUGUACAUAAACAGUACAGCCGAAACCUCUAGGAGAAAUUAUAGUAAAUAUUAGAUGAAACAGUUUAUUUCAAUAAUGAUAUUAUACGAUAAUUCAUCGAAAUAAAGUUAAAUCCAUAAAUAUCGUUCCAAGAUGUUGAUACGUGUAGAAACUUAUCCGUAAUCAUAAAUAGUCGUUGUAAUUUUUGAGGUAUUGCACAUUAAAAUUAUGAAAGCAUAUUUAUUUUCAUCCCAUAUCGAUUAAUCAUUUUUGCAAGUAACACAGAUCCUGAUAACAUCUUGCGUAUAAUACGGUACAAAUUUAACGUAAAUAAUCGGAAAUCCUAUUCUUCUUCAUGGAAAAUAUGACUUUUAAUUAACUAGGUAAAGUAUAAAAACCCUAACGGUAUUUAUGUGCCUUUUUUUUCUUAACCAUCAAUCUAUUAAAAACACUUAUUGCAAGAAUUUUGUACACUUUUAAUACGUAUCAAAUAUAAUAGGAAGAUUAUUUAGAUUUUAUACGAUUUUGAUUAUUAUUCGUGCGAAAGUAUCAUCUUUUUUUCACUGGUAGCCAAAAUGCCCUUUACAUCCUAAAUGACAAGCUAUGGGAAAAUACUCGAUAAUAGCUAUAUAAUUUACAAUACUUUAUGAUAUACAUCAAAUUAUUCAUAAAUACAAUAGGGUGGGAGAGGGAAGAAGCUGAGUUUACUUUUGUAUAGUAACAAUUUGCUUCCACAAUGUUCUCAAUUAUAUGUCAGCUCAGUUCAAUUAUUCUUUGGGCAGCAUUAGAUUAAUCCUGACAGUAUUAGGAAUAUAAAAUAUUAUUGCAAAAACAAAAAAUAAAACAAAACAAAACAAAACCUCUAGCUCGCAAAGUUUUAUAUUAUAAUUUAUACCUGGUAUAUACAAAUGAUAAGUCGUAUAAAUUUAUAACCAACUUGACAAUUUGCUUAUGAUGUUUAUAUGUCAUAAACAUAUAAUUAUUGUAUGGAAUUUCGAUACGCUAUUGCAACACUUUGCGGUAAUAGGUAGAGAAUUCAAAAUCUAUGAUACAAUUAAUAUUAAUAAUUCUUGGUAGUCGUUAUUAACACCACGAAGUAGAUAUAAAAUAAUACUAAUAUUAAUAAUAAUGAUGAUAUCACCUAUUUACAAUUGAUUCAGAUCGACCAAAUACGAUAUACAACAAAACAAUGUUGUAGAUAGACUUGAGGUAUACUUUGCGGUAAGAAAAAACUGUUUUUAAUAUAUUGGUAAAAACUAUUCAUAAAACAUUUGUUUUAAUAUUUAAUAACCUGCAACGGUGCUGAGAAGCGACGAAUAUCAUAGAUCUAAUUUUUGCCGCCAGCUAAGGCAUUAUGUUAUACUUUGACUUUCCUUCAAUUCAGACCCCCUUUUAGUGAUACGAGCCUAAUUAAAACUGUCCUUGAUCAUCUAUCUGCAACAAAAUAUUCUUAUUCGAUAUUGUGUGAUGAAUGAACUUUAACGUAGCCCAAAAAUUAAAUGUAAAGCUACCGCAUAUUAUUUGAGUAAAACCGGUUUCAUUCGAUCAUCAA